AUGGGUCAGAACUCAGAAGCACCCGCCGAAUGGUCACGAUUCGAAGACGUAGACAUUAGCGAUCCAUACAAGUACUCGGAUACCAUAGUGCAUUCUCCGCUAUUCCAAACACUUUGGAACAAGUGGAAAGCCAAUCUUGAUGUACCAUACUAUGGGAUUACAAGCGACGGCCGGAAAAAGGAAGGCCUGUAUCAACUUCAAGAUGAAGGAGCACCUACACAGCAAAUGACCGCAGCAGCUCGAAAGGUGAUAUCUAGUCUCAGUGCGAGUGAGAGAGAGGUUGCACUACACGACCUAGACACCGAGAACUGUGUGGUCUACGUCUGGAACAUCUCGACGAAAACAAGCUUUACCAUUUUUGGAGAACCUUCGGAAUCGACGCCCUGGGCCUACAUGCUUUUUGGUCACCACCUCUGUCUUAAUGUGUUCGUCGCUAGACAACAGAUGGUCAUUGGCCCGGUGUUCCUCGGCGCCGAACCAAAUGUCAUCGACCAUGGCCCCGAUCAAGGAAUCGAGCUUUGCACAGAAGAAAGUCGGCUCGGUCUACAACUAAUGCAGUCGCUUCCUGCCCACUUGCAGCGAAUAGCUCAAGUGUACUCUGAGAUGUGGGAGCCAUCCAUGCCCGAAGAUCGGUGGAACCCAGCCGACCAGGAAUUGCUCAUGUCAAUCAUUACCGCUUUCUUGAUACUUUUGCCGCCGAAGCCACUGACUUUCCGGCUUGAUCAAGUUCGCAAGAACCUUCCCGAGACAUUUUUCUCUUGGGUCGGUGGCUUCGGAUCAGCAGAUCCCUUCUACUACCGUAUCCAAAGCCCGGUGGCUUUGUUCGAGUUCGAUCAUCAUUCGGGCGUCUUUCUUACCAACGAUGAACCUGCCAAAUAUCACAUUCACACGAUACAGAGACUCCCGAACGGUAAUGACUAUGGACGCGAAUUGAGAGAGCUUAUCAAGAACGUAGCAAAUAAGCAGUGUCUCUCAGAGGACCGAGAACGGCGCCCUGGCGCCCGACGCGUCCAAAGAUUCGCCGCAAAACGCAGCCCCAAAGAUGCCAGAUCCGAGAUCGAGCCUUGUAAAAACGCCAUCCAUGUGGUCAGCUCUGCUCAAAAUCCAGCGGACGACCCUGACGCAGGCGUGGUACUUGAUCCCACAGUCGACACAAGCCAUAUUUUUGAUAGCAACCCGCCAGAGUCAUCUUGGUCUCCAGGAAAUUGUUUCGAAAAUGGAAUGGGCUCUGAGCCUCAGGACUUUGGGAAUGUUCUGAGCCAGCUUGGUAUUGGGGUGCCUUCGAAUUUCUGGGAGAUGGAUCGAACCGCAUUCACUGAUAUGCCCGAAAUUGAUGCCUCCUUCGUAAAUAUCGGGGAAGACUCGACAAACAACUCACAGGCUCUUGAGAUUGGCCCUCUGAAUGAUCAGACUUCAGUCUCGCCUUACAAAUCGCCCUCUUCCAGGUCAUCGGGGAGUCUCACCAACGGCAAGGUCUCUAGCAUCGAGUCCUUGACAAGACGAGCUGACAAUGCAGGCGCCUUACAUGGCUCUGAGCCCCCGGCAAUUUAUAUUCGCAAAAAUGAGACCGCGGGGCACUACGUCGGCUUAAGCUCGACUGGGGCGACCCUAGCAAUAUGUCUCACAGAUGGUCUCAAGAGCCAGCGCCUUCCUCUUAAGCCCAAUGGCCUCGACUUCCUCAUUGAAGCAGCUUAUUUCAAAAAUGUCAAUACAUUCUUUCCGAUCGUUGACGAGGAUCUGUUCAUUCCACGAACAGAAAUGUUUUACACAAUCGAUCGGCCUGACCUUGGUGUCAUCGACUACUGCCUCUUUCAUCUUGUAGUCUCGAUAGGUGCCUUGACUGAAAAGGGCAGCUCGCAGCAAACCGAACCUAUGGACCAUCUGGCCGCCGUCUCUUAUCAGCAGGCCUGGUCUCUGGUACAAGGGUCUUAUGCAUCUCCUCGUGAGGCAUCAGUACAGGUUCUUUUGCUUCAUGGUUACACCAGAGAAGCCCACAAGACAUGGACUUUUCGCAACGCCGACUCUCACUCCGAGCACGGCUCUGGGGCAUCGCAUUUCAUUUUGAUGCUUGUUCCUUUCGAUGAAAGCUCAAGAGAAAGCGAUAAUUAUUUCGGUCCGAGUGCCGCGCAGCUCUCGAGGUGGUCCUACCAGCUGGAUCAGAUAGUCAACCACUUUUGCAACGUAUUGCAGUCCAAGCAAUCCGUUGUUUCUAGGCUAGAAGGGAUCGCGCAGGCGGAUAAGCGCCUUGUGGCUUGGAAGGACAGUUUACCGUCCACAUACCGACCGGACUCUGUCAUCCUGGUGACACCGGAACGGUUCACGCAUGUACUGCUUCUCCACCUGGAUUACUCGAACCUACUCCGCGCGAUGCAUUUGGCGGCCAUCACAAUGCGACCUGCGCUAGUCAAUACUGCUGAACAACUCCCACGGCGCCUCCAGGCAAGCGAGAUUCUAUGCGUCGAAGCUGCACGGUCUUUCAUCAAAAGAUUGAAUAGCAUGAAUGAUAUGAAAGCAAAUAAGGAGCAAGUCAUCAGUCUCCACUCUGCGAAUUGCGUAGCCGCAAUCGCAGUCCUAUACAGGUACAUUUUAAGAGAUCCAUCCAAUAUGUCGGCACGAGCCGAUCUAGAAUAUUUGCGUUCAGGAAAAACACACCUGGACUCGCACAAGCCUUUUGAUGCCGUUGGCCCUUUAUCAAAAGCACUUUUCAACGAUAUGGUCUCUUCUGCUGAGGAUGUGGUAUGGAAAAAGGAUGUCCACAAUGGGCGGCAGGAAGACAGUAUUUCAGGCACCUCGAGUCUUUGA
Messenger RNA from Diaporthe amygdali, 2802 nucleotides. Its product is annotated as DUF3500-domain-containing protein. The transcript has 14 exons. The record is from RefSeq and is a predicted model, not a curated record. Lineage: Eukaryota; Fungi; Ascomycota; Sordariomycetes; Diaporthales; Diaporthaceae. Bases 1 to 2802 code for a protein of 933 amino acids.